Molecule: messenger RNA, 726 nt
Organism: Adineta ricciae
Lineage: Eukaryota; Metazoa; Rotifera; Eurotatoria; Adinetida; Adinetidae
Source: the annotation of a GenBank genome assembly
AUGACAAUAAGUCAACGUCGUCCGUGUCAUCGUCGAUCUCCUUUAUGUAAUCGAUGUUUCCUCACCAUCAUUAUUUGUCUUUUGAUCAUCAUAACUAUAUCUGUACAUUUAAUGAAUAUCUGGGAAUCGACUCAUCCGUGCAUAACUCCGGAAACUCAUCGUCAGAGAUUGGCUUAUAUGGUUAAAUCCUAUUCUGAAAUCAUGUCUGAAUUGAAUAUAACUCAUUGGGUUGACUAUGGGACACUUCUCGGUGCUUUGAGAUAUGAAAAUAUCAUCAUUUGGGAUCACGAUGCUGAUGUUUCUUAUGAUCGACAAUAUGCAUAUCUACUUCAUGAUGGUGGACCAGCACACAAGAUCGCCAAACGAAGAUAUAAUAUGUAUUUAAAUGCCGCGGUUAUCAUUUAUGAAGGUCUACAAACGGAUAUAUUCAGUUGGAAGAAAAUCUCGGAUGAUAAAGGUGGUUACAAAUAUAUCAAAGGAAGUAAUCGAGAUUUCGAUCUGAUUGAAGAAGUUUUCAAUGAUUUCAAUGCAAGUUUUCUCGAGAAAACAGUGAGCAUUCCGUUUGCUGAUGGUUUUGUCCGUGCGCCUAAUCCUCCAAUGGAAUUUGUCAAACAACGAUAUCCAACAUCGUACAAACGAGUCAUUCCAUUCAAAUUUUCUUGUUUUUUUCCAUGGAAUAUCAAAUACUGGUUAAUCUAUAAUCGACCAAUUCAUAAAAUACGUUAA